AUGGCAGAGGCGAUGUCCGAGGACCCCGUCGCUGCCGCUGCCAUCUCCAAUGCCCUCGGCGCCACGCGCAAAGAUCGCGAGGCGGAGGACUUGAAGCGCCAGCUGGCCACGGAGCGGGAGAAGGCCGAGAAAACGCGGCAGGAGCUGCAGGAGGCUCAGGCGCUGAAUGCCACGCAGCCGAGCCUUGCAGCCCUGGAAAGUGCGCGCGCGGAGGCUACACGCCUAGCCUCGGAAGCGCAGGCCUUGCGCAAGGAGCUGGAGGCAUCGAAGGCUGGGAGCUGA
Molecule: messenger RNA, 282 nt
Organism: Effrenium voratum
Lineage: Eukaryota; Dinophyceae; Suessiales; Symbiodiniaceae
Source: the annotation of a GenBank genome assembly